UCCCCGUUAGGCGAUCGACUCGCUACUGAUUCGCACGGAAGACGCGCGUUCUCUAGCUUUUGUUUUUCAUAACAAUUGGUAUUCUUACUUGACCGCGCUUUUGCAGAGUGGCUUGUGUCCGACUUUUAUCGAGACAGUGAAUCGUUUCAAGUAAAGAUUCAUUCCAUCUAUACGUUGAGGGUAGAAAAUUCGCGAAGCUACCCCUCAUUGUUACGACAUAACCUGGUGCUUCACCAAUUGCCGGUCGCUGACUUUCAUCGCGAACAUUUUGUUUAUCAGUCUUUUAUUGCACUUGUUUUUACAUUACCUAUACGGAACUGAAUAUUUUUGAAAUGGAACCAGUACGGAAAAAUCCCGACCCUCGCCGGACAAUCGAUGAAGGAUUUGACGAAGCUGUUGAAGAAAGAGUCAUUAACGAGGAGUACAAAAUAUGGAAAAAGAAUACUCCUUUUUUGUAUGACCUCGUUAUGACCCAUGCCUUGGAAUGGCCUUCGUUGACAGCUCAAUGGUUGCCCGAUGUCACCAAACCUGAAGGAAAAGAUUACACUGUCCAUCGUCUCAUUCUUGGAACUCAUACUUCUGAUGAACAGAACCACUUGCUUAUAGCUAGCGUCCAACUUCCCAAUGAAGAUGCUCAGUUUGAUGCUUCUCAUUACGAUAGUGAAAAAGGUGAAUUUGGCGGGUUUGGUUCAGUCAGUGGAAAGAUAGAAAUUGAGAUUAAAAUCAAUCAUGAAGGAGAAGUAAAUAGAGCAAGGUUUAUGCCACAAAAUCCUUGUGUAAUUGCUACCAAAACCCCAUCUAGUGAUGUUCUGGUAUUUGACUAUACAAAGCAUCCAAGCAAACCUGAUCCAAAUGGCGAAUGCCAUCCAGAUUUGAGAUUGAGAGGACACCAAAAAGAAGGUUAUGGUUUAUCAUGGAAUCCAAACUUGAAUGGGUACCUCCUUAGUGCUUCUGAUGAUCAUACUAUUUGUCUGUGGGACAUCAAUGCAACUCCAAAGGAAAAUCGAGUCAUUGAUGCAAAGACUAUCUUUACUGGUCAUACUGCCGUUGUGGAAGAUGUUGCCUGGCAUCUACUUCAUGAAUCCUUAUUUGGCUCUGUCGCAGAUGACCAGAAGUUGAUGAUUUGGGACACCAGGUGUAACAAUACUAGUAAACCUAGCCACACAGUAGAUGCUCAUACAGCUGAAGUGAAUUGUCUAAGUUUCAAUCCAUACUCAGAAUUUAUCUUAGCCACUGGUAGCGCUGAUAAAACUGUGGCGUUAUGGGACUUGAGAAAUUUAAAAUUGAAAUUACAUUCAUUUGAAUCUCAUAAGGAUGAAAUAUUCCAAGUUCAAUGGUCCCCUCAUAACGAAACUAUUCUGGCUAGCAGUGGUACUGAUAGGCGCCUGCAUGUUUGGGAUUUAAGCAAAAUUGGAGAGGAACAACAACCCGAAGAUGCCGAAGAUGGUCCUCCUGAACUUUUGUUCAUUCAUGGUGGACACACUGCUAAAAUCAGUGAUUUCUCGUGGAAUCCGAAUGAACCAUGGGUAAUUUGUUCAGUAUCUGAAGAUAAUAUAAUGCAGGUGUGGCAAAUGGCUGAAAAUAUUUAUAAUGAUGAAGAGCCAGAAACUACGACUGGUGAAUUAGAAACUAACGCCCUGUAAGAUGAAUUAACUUACAAACUGUAUUCCUUUUUUUUAAAAUGAAUUUUAAUUACGUUGUUUUACUGCUAAAAAGAUCUUUCUUCAAGAAUUGAAUCUUGACCGGGUAGAUUGAGACUUUAAUUAUCUGAUAACACAUCAUUGUAUUCUUUGUCAUUGUUAAGACCAUUAAGACCGUUUUGAAUAAGCACUUAUAUUUUUUGUAAAUCUGACUGUCGAUAUUUUUUUAAAGUUUAUCAUUAAAAGUAUUAAAAAAUA
Trichogramma pretiosum is the source of this 1898-nucleotide messenger RNA. It is a transcript of the gene Caf1-55, whose product is annotated as histone-binding protein RBBP4. Bases 333 to 1643 code for a protein of 436 amino acids. Gene Ontology annotation, molecular function: histone binding. Gene Ontology annotation, biological process: regulation of gene expression. Gene Ontology annotation, cellular component: ESC/E(Z) complex; NuRD complex; nucleus. The record is from RefSeq and is a predicted model, not a curated record. The transcript is spliced from 5 exons. Lineage: Eukaryota; Metazoa; Arthropoda; Insecta; Hymenoptera; Trichogrammatidae.